This is a messenger RNA of Pelobates fuscus (common spadefoot toad), 3706 nucleotides long. RefSeq names its product DIX domain containing 1 (gene DIXDC1). Gene Ontology annotation, cellular component: cytosol. Gene Ontology annotation, biological process: canonical Wnt signaling pathway. The transcript is spliced from 20 exons. Gene Ontology annotation, molecular function: frizzled binding. The record is from RefSeq and is a predicted model, not a curated record. Lineage: Eukaryota; Metazoa; Chordata; Amphibia; Anura; Pelobatidae. The coding region runs from base 152 to 2239 and encodes 695 amino acids.
AUCUAGUUUCAAAUUAACGGGCUGCAAGGACCAGCUUUUAUCCCUUAUGGCUUCUAAUUCUUUGUGCUUGGGAACGGCUAAUGCAAACGGCAAACUAUUGUAACAUUGAGAUUGGAACCCAUUUGUUUCAAGGGAAACCCGGCUGCGAAGGAUGAUUGCUUGCCUGGCCAAGGGGAAUCUCUUGGAAAUUUUAAAUGAAGGCUUUCCCGAGCAGCAGCUGCAGGCCUACGUGGCCUGGGUCAAUUCGCAAUUAAAAAAGAAGGUGGAUGUUAACCCCGUGCAGGAUCUGAGACUGGAUCUGAGGGAUGGCGUAACGUUAAGUUACCUGAUUGAAAUAGUAGCUGGUGAAAAACUCACUGGAAUUAAUGAGAAACCAAGAUGUACACAAGAGAUGAGGGAAAACGUGGAGAAAGUCCUUCAAUUUGUGGCAUCCAAAAAGAUCCGGAUGCAUCAAACCUCAGCCAAAGAUAUAGUCGAUGGGAACCUGAAAUCCAUUAUGCGGCUAAUCUUGACCCUGGCAGCUCACUUUAAACCAGUUUCUGGACGUUCCAACCCCCAGAAUAUGGUUGGGAUUGCGGGUAAACAUCAGCCAGUGCCGUUAACCAACCACAGGCCUCACUCCACUGCCGCAAUGGCCCAAGGCGCUGCGGCAGCUCUCGCCGAUGUACGCCAGGACAUGUCACGGUCAGGUCGGGAUGUUUUCCGCUACAGACAGAGGAACAGCAGUGGCAUGGAGGAAGAGAUUGGGAACCCUUACUGGAGUGUUCGAGCAAUGGUACAACAAUACGAAGGCAAUCAAGGUAGCCCUCCUGCUUCCGACACAUCAGGCCUAACAUCUCCAAGUCCUGUACACAGCACAAAAUCAGAAUUCAAUGAUGCUCAGCGGGACGAAAAAUCUGGAUUUACAGUUAUUCAGACUGAGGAAUUCAUUUCUAAGAAAGAUGACUCUCAUACAUUGCCCCUCUCUGACUGCCAGCCUGCCAGCCCUGCCAUACCGCAGGACACGUCAUGGGAAGAACAUCUCCUGGAGCAGCAGGAGCACCUGGAGAAGGAGAUGGAAGAAGCUAAGAAAAUGAUAUCUGGUUUACAGGCGCUGCUAUUAAACGGAUCCCUCCCUGAGGAUGAACAAGAGAGUUUGUUCGGUCUGCGUGAGGACGGGGCGUGCCCAGAGGAGCAACUGGUUAUCAUCAAAAGUCGUCUGGACCAAAGCAUGAGUGAAAACCAGUCGUUAAAGAACGAACUUCUGAACUGCAAACAGGAAAACCGAAACUUGCAGGGGAUAAAGGAUGCAUUGCAGCAGAGAAUGGCUCACCAAGAAACGUCUGUCCUCCAACUAAAACAAGAGCUGUUACGAGCUAACAUGGACAAAGAUGAACUACACAACCAGAAUGUGGAUUUACAGAGAAAAACGGAGGAGAGGAGCCAGCUACUUGCGGAAUACAAAAAAGAACUUAACCAAAAGGAUUGGCUCUUACAACAAAUGCAAGGGAAACUGGAUGAAGCUCAUCGGAAACUCUCUGAAGUUAACUAUCAAAAGAAUGACCUCCAGAAAGAUUUAGAUCACAGGAAGGCUCUUUUGCAGCAGUUUAUGAGCAGAGAAGACGAACAGGUCACCAGCUACAUCAGUCACCCCUCUCAGACUAAUGGAUUCUUGCAACCAGCAAGUAAGGGAGUGUCACGGGACCCGGUGCCACAGAGAACGGCUAAUGAUUUGCAGUUGGUACGGGAUUCUUUACGUAGCCUUAGGAACAGCUUCAGCGGACACGAUCCCCAGCAUCACACAAUAGACAGCCUGGAGCAGGGGAUCUCUAGCCUGAUGGACAGACUGCAUGCCAUUGAGACCCAGAGGAGGCAAGACAGGCGGGCUCGGGGAAAGAUGUCUGGAAGUAAAGGAGUGAAUGAAUACAGAGAUUCCUGGCCUCCCAACUCCAAAAUGCCUCACUCUCAGAGCACGCCUGUGAUGGGAAGCAGCAACUCUGGCACUAAAGUGCUCUACUUUACGGAUCGCUCACUGACACCUUUCAUGGUCAACAUCCCAAAGAGGCUGGGAGAGGUCACACUGAAGGACUUCAAAGCAGCAAUCGACAGAGAAGGUAAUCACAGAUACCACUUCAAGGCACUGGAUCCGGAAUUUGGAACUGUCAAAGAAGAGGUGUUUCAUGAUGAUGACAUCAUUCCAGGCUGGGAAGGAAAAAUAGUGGCCUGGGUUGAAGAAGACCACGGAAGCAGUGGAAAUUAAAACUUUUCCCUAGAUGUAGGAGACGUGCUCAUCAUCUUGGACGUGGAAGAGAAGUUAUAAAAAAAAAAAAACCUCCAUGAUACGGGUCAGGAAUAUUUCUCAUGCUGCCAAAAUAGGUCCCUGUGGGCACCGAAAUGAAUGGAACAUUAUUUAUACUAAAGAAAUGUUAACGGGUCUGUAGCCAAUUAUUGGUGGUACAUCGAGAGCAUCUGUAUUGGCAAGAAGAAUUUUGGACAACUAACUAAUUCUUUGGGAUUAGCUUCUUCAUGGCUUGAGGAUGUAAGCAGCCUUACAUUGUGUAAAUAUCCUGUUGAAGAAGAUACAGUAUUUUUUACAAGGGACAAAUGGUCUUAGUAUUCUCUGAAUGGAAGGAGCAUGUCUCAUCUGCUAUAAAAAAAACAAUGUGUACGAACCUUAUCCAGGACAGACAAUCCUCAAACAAGGUCAAGUAUUACCUUAAAUCUCUUUGGCUGCGUGUACGUUUUGAAAAAGGAGAUCCCAGCAUUACCUGCACAGGUUACAAUUUACUGGAUCCACGUAUGACCACGCACAUUUCCAAUACUGCAGACAAUUCUGUAGGGAUUUGGUGUAAUUUCCCAUGCACUGUGCAUAAUAAUGAUUAUUUAUAAUGUACAGUAUCGAUGAUACCAGAUACAGAGGGAAGUACUAGGUUUCUUUUACCCGUAAAUAAUUUAAUUAUUGUAUAUUUUUACUGAUUCUUCCUCCCCCCCCCCCCCACCAUCAGAUUUAGAUAACCUGUAACCAGUCAAAUUGAUACAAAUCAAAACUAUAUAUAGGGGGUUUAUAAUCAAUGAAAUGUAGAUCUGCCAGUUUGUUGGGUAGAACACAAACUUUAUAUUUUUAUAUUAUUUAUAAAAUAUAUAUUCCACAGCUCAUAAACCUGUAAUACUACUCAAAAACACUAUAUUUACGUACAGUGGGUAAAUGAAACAUGCAAUUUAAACUCAAGAACUAAAGCAUUUUUUAAAAAUCUUUAUUCAAACAUUUUAUAACUUGGAUUUAGGAAAUAUAGAAAAUACAACCAAAUUGGCAGACAUUUUCCCCCACAAUGGUGCAAUGCAAAAAAUGCAUUUUCGAUGAAUAUUUGUCUCUCCAGUUUUUCACAGCUUAGUACAUUUCCCUUUUAGCAUGUAAAUGUUUAAUGUAUUGGUUCCACACAGUGUACAUAAAGGGGCAAUGUAGAUUUUGAUUAGGUUGCAAAAACAGAGGUUCGGUAUUUUCCCAAAGACUCUAUUUACUGUGGUUUAGUGUUCUCUAAUAAUUGGGGACAACAUUUAGAUUUUUUGUUUUAGACGGCUGUUAGAGGUAAAUUAACAUACAAAGUCCCCUAUAUUACAAUGUACUCAGAUUUAGACAUUUCCUAAUUCUGUUCUAGCGAGGAUACUGACAAAUUCUGGACCUUUAAGAAUUGGAUUGAGAACCAUUUUCAAAUAGAAAAAAAAAUAA